Messenger RNA from Didymella exigua CBS 183.55, 1868 nucleotides. RefSeq lists its product as uncharacterized. The coding region runs from base 328 to 1683 and encodes 451 amino acids. The transcript is spliced from 3 exons. Gene Ontology annotation, cellular component: membrane. The record is from RefSeq and is a predicted model, not a curated record. Lineage: Eukaryota; Fungi; Ascomycota; Dothideomycetes; Pleosporales; Didymellaceae.
CGGCAGCGACAGCGACAGCGACACUACUGGCACUGAGAGCGAGCCUGAGAGCCCACCGCAAGAGGGGCCCGUUAACGAUGCAUUGGCUAUCGAGAAGGCAGAGACACAACACUCGCGUGGCAUCACCCCGGCUCUGUCCAAGAUCAACACCCAGCGAUCGAGACGCAGGAGUAGUGCCGUCCCACAGCCUGCGGUUGGCUUUUGGCACUGGCAGAUGGUAAGAUCUGCUCAGGUUCAGAUAUCGUCAAGCUGACCCGCCAGGCUGGCGUGCGACUACAUGUGCUCAAGCUGUGGCUUCGAACGAACCUCAUCCUGGCAGUCGCCAUCAUGGCUCUCCUGUGCCUCUUCUGGGGCGCCCUAUUCCGCCAAACCGACAACGUGAAGCACCUCAGGAUCCUCGUGGUCGACUUCGACGGCCAAAUCGCGCCAUACACUGACGUGACUCCAUUCGUUGGCCCUUUUGUCACCAGAGCGAUCCACAAUAUGACAGCAGCAGGCGGCAGCAUGCCGACGUACACCCUCAUAUCGCCCGAGGACUUUGACAACGACCCACUCAAAGUUCGAGAAGCCGUGUAUGACAUGCACGUCUGGGCUGCAGUAGUCAUCAACGCCAAUGCGACUGCGCUCUUGGACUCCGCCAUCAGACAGGGCAACGCUAGCUACGAUCCCGCUGGAGCGUGUCAGGUCAUCUACAGCACAGCCCGUGACCAGACAGUAGCAUCAUCGGACAUUGUCCCAAGCCUGACUACGCUCCAGAAACGUGUCGUCUCCACAUUUGGUGCUUCAUGGAUCCUCCAUCUCCAAGACGACUUGCCAAAUCUCCGCAUCAAUGACGCGCCGCACGCAUUGUCCCCUGGCAUCGAAUUCACAACCUACGACUUGCGUCCCUUUGGCCCGCCAAUCGCCACACCCGCAGUCAGCAUCGGCCUGAUUUACCUGAUCAUCAUCUCCUUCUUCAGCUUUACCUUCUUCCUGCCGAUCCACAUGAAGUACCUCUCGCCAAAGGGCCAUCCACCGCUCCUCUUCCACCACCUCAUCGCCUGGCGCUACAUCGCCACCGUCAUGAGCUACUUCUUCCUCUCCCUGGUAUACAGCUUCGUCAGCCUGGCGUUCCUCAUGCCCAUGUCCAAUCAGCCAGCAAGUCACGUCUGGCCAGCCAAUAACGCCAAUGCAUACAGGCACGGUACAUUCGUCGUGUACUGGAUGGGCAACUGGGUGGGCAUGAUUGCGUUCGGCCUGGCGAGCGAGAACAUGGCCAUGCUGCUCGGCACGCCCUGGACCGCACUCUGGCUCAUCUUCUGGGUCAUCAGCAACGUCGCGACGGGCUUCUACGCGCUCGAUCUCGCGCCAGGCUUCUACAAGUGGGGCUAUGCGUGGCCAAUGCACAACAUCGUUGAGCUCACACGCUCCACGCUGUUCGACCUCCAGCAAUCCCAUGUCGGCCGCAACUUCGGCGUCCUAUUCGCGUGGGUCGCCAUCGACACCCUCCUUUUCCCCGCGUGCUGCUACUUCAUGCGCUGGAACACUGCGCGAGCGAAGCGCAACGCUGCAAAGGCCGAGGCGGAUUGGCAUGCGAAGAUGGACAGAGCGCGGGCGGAGCCGAGUCUUAUGGCACGCGUCACCACACUGGGCAGCCGCAGGGAUGGCGGUGCAGGACGGGGGGAACGCGAAAUGACGGCCUGAGACGCGACGUGCUGGUUUCAAACAUGCUAAUCACCUUGAACUACGAGUCGAACAUAGCUGCAUACAAACAAUGGCGUAAAUCCACCAUUCAAACCACGCAUGUUUGCCCGUCCCACCGAACCCGACCAAGCCGCGUGUCGUGACCCACUGUCCGCUGACGAAAGUCCUAUGGCAUCUCGAAGCAC